This is a messenger RNA of Perkinsus marinus ATCC 50983, 570 nucleotides long. RefSeq lists its product as hypothetical. The record is from RefSeq and is a predicted model, not a curated record. Lineage: Eukaryota; Perkinsozoa; Perkinsida; Perkinsidae. The coding region runs from base 1 to 570 and encodes 189 amino acids. The transcript is spliced from 5 exons.
AUGGCAGGAGUAGCCCAGCCCGACUUUAGGAGGAGUACUAGGGAGUACACUCAAGUAUUUACUGACUCUAAGCAUCUCAUUGGGAAGUAUGGUCUACAUAGGCAGGCUAUAAGAGACUUCCUGGAACAAUUCCAAGAUAAGGCUCUUAGUGAUGACAUAUGGGGCACGAAGAAGUACAUGACUCAACUGCAGAAGGUUGUUGAUGGUCUCAGUGACCGUGUUGACAUCAGUCUGGAUGACUUACAACACUCUACGAUGGAGGAGGGCCUUGUAGAGGCUAUAAUGAGGAAUACUCAGAGGUGUGGUAUGCAGGAGUGGAUAGUGAGGCAGACUGAGCAGCUCAGAUAUCAUCUAUUCUUUGUGGAGGAAUGCCAUGCUAUCAUGCCUCAACCCUCGGUCCACUUCCAACCAAACCCCAACAGAGAUGUGCGAGCACAGAAUGAGUGGCGCGAAGCCGUCGAUGAUCACAUCAAUUCACAGAGGGCCCUAGCGGGUACUGCUGAUCCUCAGAAUAAGAUGCCUGAGAGGAUGAAAUGGGACUUUGUGGUGGGUGGUGGCGUCGGCCCAUGA